Vespa crabro (European hornet) is the source of this 2048-nucleotide messenger RNA. RefSeq names its product 4-coumarate-CoA ligase 1-like. Gene Ontology annotation, biological process: fatty-acyl-CoA biosynthetic process; long-chain fatty acid metabolic process. Gene Ontology annotation, cellular component: mitochondrion. The record is from RefSeq and is a predicted model, not a curated record. Lineage: Eukaryota; Metazoa; Arthropoda; Insecta; Hymenoptera; Vespidae. The transcript is spliced from 8 exons. Bases 220 to 2007 code for a protein of 595 amino acids. Gene Ontology annotation, molecular function: long-chain fatty acid-CoA ligase activity.
GUUCUACAUAACUAGUCUACAUUGGACAGUUGGAGUUAACGUCUAGCAUCUGUUCAAGUGUCUCCGUUCAUUCAAAUUUUAUACAUUUAAACUUAGUUCGUUCGUUCGUUCGUUCGUCCGAUUUAGAAAGCAUACGUAUUCGUUCUUAUCAUUUUAACUUUAUCAUAAAUUCUUAUCAAACUUUUGUUACCUAUAUAGACUUUCGACGAUCAAAACGUCAUGUCGAUUUAUCGUUUAUUAAUAUCGAGGCAAGGUAAAAUUCUUCCUAAAUUUUUUCCUUCCAUCGAGACAACGAACUUCAGCGAGUAUUCUUCAAUAAUUCGCGUACAAAGAUUCUUAUAUGGUUCCUCAUCGUCAAACCAAUUGUCUCGCUUGAAAUUAAAUUCACAAAAUAUAGUAACCAGCCCAUUCCCGGACAUUAGCGGAUAUGAAAAUAUGUUAUUGCACGAAAUGAUUUGGCAGAAUGUGGAAAAAUGGUUAAAUAAAACCGCUAUAGUAUGUGCAAUCACUAAUAGAUCGUACACUUAUCAACAAUUGAGAAAGUAUGCAGGACGAUUGGCAACGUCAUUAAGAAGAGCAAAACUCUUCCCACACGAUACAGUAGCUAUUAUAUUACCUAAUGUACCCGAGUAUGCUAUCAUCGCACUUGCUCUCUCAGAAGCUGGUCUUCGUUCAACGUUGAUAAAUCCUAUAUGGACUACUACGGAAAUAAAGAAACAACUUGAAAACUCAGAAACUUCAGCAAUUUUUACAAAUCCUUUGUUAUAUUCCGUUGUAAAGAAAAGUAUUGAAAAUAAUCCACGAAUCAAGUUACCAAUUAUAAUCGUUGACGAUGGAAGCGGAUCGAUACCUUCGGGUACAAUAAAUUUGAAUGAUUUUAUGAGAGAUGACAUCGAAGAAUUUUCGAAAAAUCAAAGGACUAAUGUCGAUCCUGAGGAUGACGUGUUUUUACCAUAUUCCAGUGGUACCACUGGAAUACCUAAAGGUGUACAAUUAUCCCAUAGAAACAUUACAGCGAAUAUAUUACAAAUUUCUUCGCCAAUUUUUUUUCCUGGUAUUAACACCAAUGAAACGGAACAAGAUGUUGUACCAAUUAUAUUACCUUUGUUUCAUAUAUAUGGCUUGAUCAUUAUCCUUUGUAAUUAUUUAAGAAUGGGUGCAAAAUUAGUGUGCUUACCGCAAUUUUCAAUAGAACAAUUUAUAAAGAUCCUUGAAAAUUACAAACCGACGUUGCUAUACGUGGUACCAACGAUCGUACAAAUGAUGGUUAUUAACGAGCAAAUUACGUCAAAGUAUUUCGAAAAUGUCAGACAUAUUAUGUCGGGAGCUGCGACAAUAGGGGAAGAAUCUAUUCGUAAAUUUCAUGAACAUAUCAGCAACAAAGUGAGGUUUACUCAAGGAUACGGUUUGACGGAAACCUCUCCGGCAGUAAUACUUCAUACUACUGAUAGUAUCAAUGUUAACUGUGAAUCAGUAGGUCUCCCCAUACAUAAUACACAACUACGUAUCGUCAAAAACGAAGGCGAUAAAAGUAUUAAUGUGGGACCAAACGAAGUAGGAGAGCUCUAUGUGAAGGGACCUCAAGUAAUGAAAGGUUACUUUAAGAAUUCGCAAGCAACGAAAGAUUGUAUGGAUGGCGAUUGGUUAAAAACUGGUGAUAUAGCGAAAUUCGAUGAAAAUGGAUAUUUUUACAUCAAAGGACGCAUCAAGGAAUUAAUCAAAGUAAAAGGUUUUCAAGUACCACCUGCGGAAUUGGAGGAUAUUAUUAAAGGUUUAGAUAGUAUUGCAGACGUUGCGGUAAUCGGUGUUCCUCAUGAAAAAUUUGGCGAAAUUCCAAAAGCUUUCAUAGUACUGAAAAAAGGAGCCACCGUUAAUCCAGAAGAAGUGAAAGAUUACGUUGCCAAGCGCGUUGCUAACUAUAAAAAAUUAGGAUAUGUGCAGUACAUAGAUAAAAUUCCAAAAAAUGCAUCUGGUAAAAUUUUAAGAAAAGAACUACAGAAUAUAUAAUUUCUACAUAUGGAAUAAAUAAAAAUAUGAAUUUAUAAAGA